Molecule: messenger RNA, 996 nt
Organism: Emericellopsis cladophorae
Lineage: Eukaryota; Fungi; Ascomycota; Sordariomycetes; Hypocreales; Bionectriaceae
Exons: 2
Coding region: 1-996 (331 amino acids)
Source: RefSeq, a predicted model, not a curated record
AUGUUUCUGCACCAAAUACUCAUGGCGGCCUCGGCUGCCGCCUUCCUCGUCGUUCCCGAGACGGUCGAUCACGGCGAGGAUUCUUUCAGCGCGCUCCCGUUCGACGCCUAUACCGCCGAUAUUCCCGCCCACGCCAUGAGCCAGACUGUGGAUGUACCAUGCAGCGGCUGCGAGGGCGACCAAACCCACCUCAGCAUGGAGCUUGCCGUGGAGGAUGGCACCCGGCUGACCAUGAACGGCUUUGAGCUCUAUCCCAGCACCGACCCGUGGCGCGGCGACUUGAUGGCGACGGUAGUCGAGGGCGAACAGCAGCAGGACCAAAAGCUUGGCUAUGCCAUGGCUGUUACUCCCAUGGGGUAUGAUGAGGAUCAAGCCCUGGAGGUCAUUAAGGUUUCCUUGCACAUUAUCGAGGUCGGGUUCGAAUUCAUCGACGACAUCCCCAAGGUCGACAUCACGCUCAUCAAGGCCCACACCAAUGAGAUCCUACUGGGCGAUGUUCGCAUGGAGGAGCAGAGUCGACCCGCUUGCGAGAGCAUGUUCUGUCAGGUCAAGCAGGGUAUCGACAAGGCGUGGAAGGGUCUCAAGGCUGGCUGCAACAAGCACCACGGCCACCAUGGCCACCACGGACACCACAGACACCAGGGCAAGCCUCACGCCCAGGCUGAUGGAGAGCGUCUCCAACCUGGACGUCAUGGUCACCAUGCCCACGCCCACAACUGGCUUGGUCUGCUCAAGUUCAUUGCGAUCGACAUCGCACUUCCCGUCCUGACGUUGGUCGUGGCAGGCGUCGGUUUUGCACUUCUCUUCAUCGGCUUUUGCUGCUUCAUUGCGGUUGUCGCAAAUUUCCGCCGAAUCAUCUGCAAGUCUUCUAGCUCCAAGGCUCGCCCUACUGAACCGGCUGCCGAGGAAGAGAAGACAGGUCUCAUGGAGACCGAGGCCGACGACCAGGAGCCCCCGCCUCAGUACGAGGGCCGCCAAGGCCACGUUCAGCUGUAA